Notechis scutatus (mainland tiger snake) is the source of this 828-nucleotide messenger RNA. RefSeq names its product biliverdin reductase B (gene BLVRB). The record is from RefSeq and is a predicted model, not a curated record. NCBI's taxonomy places the organism in Eukaryota, Metazoa, Chordata, Lepidosauria, Squamata, Elapidae. Gene Ontology annotation, molecular function: biliverdin reductase [NAD(P)H] activity; riboflavin reductase (NADPH) activity.
GGCGAAGCUCCGCCUUCCGCUGGCCCUGCCUCCCCGGGCGGAGCUCCAGGCGGAAGGGCUUGCUUUGGGCCUGGGCCUGAGCGGCGAGAAGGCGACGGGCCGGGAUGGAGGGAAGCUGCGCGCCCGAAGGCUCCGCUGCCGCAGCCUACAAGAAAAUCGUCAUCUUCGGCGCCACCGGCAUGACGGGCCUGGCCACCCUGGCGCAAGCCCUGGAGGCGGGCUACCAGGUGACAGUGCUGGUACGGGAUCCUGUCCGGCUGCCCCCUGAGCUCCAGCCAGCACAAGUGGUGGUGGGAGAUGUGCUGAACCCGGCAGACGUUGAUCGAGCAGUGAGGGGGCAGGACGCCGUGAUCAUCAUCUUGGGCACCCGCAAUGACCUCAGUCCCACCACCAUGAUGUCUGAAGGCACGCGGAACAUUGUGGCCGCCAUGAAGUCCUAUGGCAUCAGCAAAGUGGUGGUCUGCCUCUCAGCUUUCCUGAUGUGGGAUCUGGACAAGGUUCCUGCCAAAAUGCAGCCAGUGACCGAAGACCACAUCCGGAUGCAGCAGAUCCUGAAGGAGUCAGGCCUGGACUGUGUCUACGUCAUGCCACCCCACAUUGCAGGUGACCAGCCCCUCACCGGCGACUACACCGUCACUGUGAACACUUCGAGUGGUUCCCGAGUCAUCUCAAAGCAUGACCUGGGGCACUUCUUUCUCAAGUGCCUGACCACAUCUGAGUACAAUGGGAAAAAUGUCUACCUCUCCAGGCAUUAUUCCAAGGAAUGACACCCUCCCCUCCUCAGAAGGCUGGAAAUCGCUGCUUCAGAUGCAUACCCCCCCCCCCCCC